Molecule: messenger RNA, 1942 nt
Organism: Episyrphus balteatus (marmalade hoverfly)
Lineage: Eukaryota; Metazoa; Arthropoda; Insecta; Diptera; Syrphidae
Product: ubiquitin-conjugating enzyme E2 Q2
Exons: 8
Coding region: 460-1617 (385 amino acids)
Biological process (GO): protein polyubiquitination
Cellular component (GO): nucleus
Molecular function (GO): ubiquitin conjugating enzyme activity
Source: RefSeq, a predicted model, not a curated record
UGAACAGUUGCAAUAGUGGUCGUUUUCAUUCGUUUUGUCUCUUUGUUUCGUGUGAACUGAAAAUUAAUUGGUAGUGCUGGCAAAAGUGCUAUUAUGCAGUGGAAAAAUGAAAAAUUGAUAUUUAGCAAAAAAAAACAAUAAUUGAUUGAAAAAGAAUUUUAAUAAAAAUCCAUCAAAUAAAACUAAAGUUUUUUUUCAAAUAGAUUUAUUAUAAAUCAAUUUAAUAUCCUUUACCCUUCUCCCCACACCUAAAUAGUGUUGUCAGUGUGAAAAACAAGUAAAUAAAAAAAAAAAAAAAUCAGCAAACCCAAAAAGAAAUUUUUUUUUUUUGAUAUUCCUCCAUCUGGAAAGGUCGGAAGCUCAGUCAGAAAAAAAAGCUAAAAAAGUAUAAAAAAAAGGAGUACUUUUGAGUACACAAAGCAGCAGCAGUUUUUUUUUUGUUAGAAACUGUGUUGGAAUAUGGCGUGUUUGAAUACUUUAAAAUUAGAAAUAAAAACUCUUGAAAAAAUCUUCAACAGAAAUCAUGAACGUUUUCAGAUUCUCAACUCGAGUGUGGAUGAGUUGACUUGCCGUUUUAUCGGUAAAAAUGGAAAGCGUUAUGAUAUUCAUGCAAACAUAACGGAAACAUACCCAUCAUCCCCUCCAGUUUGGUUUGCCGAAAGCGAAGAGACCAGUGUCACAAAUGCUGUUCAAAUUCUCAGCAACACAAAUGGUCGUGAUAACCACGUUAUAAAUCAGGUUGGAAUCCUACUAAGAGAAUUAUGCCGCCUACACAAUGUCCCCCUACCACCAGAUUUAGAUAAUCUAACAAUACCAUUUCAAUUGCCACCGCCCAGUGUAUCACCCUUACAUCAAAUGCAACAGCAUCAAAUCGAUGACAUUGAUUCUGAUCCAGACGAAAUCGAAGACCCCGUAGGUGACAGCGAACAAGAAAGCGAAGGCGACGAAGAUCUUCCACUUGAAAUGGACGAUGGCCGAAAUAUAAAUAAGAAGGAUGAAAUGGAAGUAGAACACUUAGCCACACUAGAAAGACUGCGACAAAGUCAAAGACAAGACUACUUAAAGGGAUCAGUUUCUGGUUCUGUGCAAGCAACCGAUCGUCUCAUGAAAGAACUACGUGAUAUCUACCGUUCGGAUUCCUUCAAGAGUAACAUGUACUCAAUAGAGUUAGUUAACGACUCAAUAUACGAAUGGAAUAUCCGUUUGAAAUCUGUUGAUCCGGAUAGUCCGUUACACAACGAUUUAGUUAUGCUUAAAGAAAAGGAGGGCAAAGACAGCAUUCUGCUGAAUAUAAUAUUCAAAGAGACAUACCCAUUUGAGCCACCCUUUGUUCGUGUUGUGCAUCCAAUUAUCUCAGGCGGUUAUGUUCUGGUGGGUGGAGCAAUUUGCAUGGAGUUGCUUACAAAACAAGGCUGGAGCUCGGCGUACACGGUAGAGGCCGUCAUAAUGCAAAUAUCAGCGACUCUAGUCAAGGGAAAAGCCCGCAUUCAAUUUGGAGCGACAAAGGCUUUGUCACAGGGACAAUACAGUCUAGCCCGUGCGCAGCAAAGUUUUAAGUCAUUGGUACAAAUACAUGAGAAGAAUGGAUGGUUUACUCCCCCUAAAGAAGAUGGUUAAAACAUGUUGCCAGCAUAAUAAUAUAUAUACAAUAUAAAUUACUUUUAUUUUCAUAUCCAUUUCCGUUGCGCUUUUCGUUUGCCGUUAAUUUUUAUCUCGAAAACAAAUGUAUAUCUUAUCUCGUUUUUCUGUUAAAAUAUGUCUACUCAAGAGAAAAAAAAAAACAUUCAACGACGCAUCUAUUGAAGUAAAAAAAAAAAAAAUUAGAAAAAAACAACUUUAAAAAUAUGAAUAUUACCUAUAAAAAAUAUAUUAUAAACAAUAAAACUAAACAUUUAGGUUUAUUAUUCAAUUAAAAUUAAAAAAAAAAAAAAAAAAACAUAAA